Aureococcus anophagefferens is the source of this 1851-nucleotide messenger RNA. RefSeq lists its product as hypothetical. Gene Ontology annotation, biological process: phenylalanyl-tRNA aminoacylation. The transcript is spliced from 2 exons. Lineage: Eukaryota; Pelagophyceae; Pelagomonadales; Pelagomonadaceae. Gene Ontology annotation, cellular component: phenylalanine-tRNA ligase complex; cytoplasm. Bases 1 to 1851 code for a protein of 616 amino acids. The record is from RefSeq and is a predicted model, not a curated record. Gene Ontology annotation, molecular function: phenylalanine-tRNA ligase activity; ATP binding; magnesium ion binding.
AUGCCGACCGUCGGGCUGAACCGCGACGACCUCUUCGAGCGGCUCGGCAAGACGUACACGCAGGAGGAGUUCGAGCUCCUCUGCUUCGAGUUCGGCGUCGAGCUCGACGACGUGACGUCGGAGGCCGAGGCGGCGUCGAAGAUGGGCAUGGACGCGGCGACGAUCAAGGCCAAGGGCCUGUCGAGCGCCGUCGAGUACGCCAUCGACGUGCCGGCGAACCGCUACGAUCUGCUGUGCAUGGAGGGCAUGGCGCGCGCGCUGCGCAUCUUCCUCGGCCUCGAGCCGACGCCGCAGUUCGAGCUCGUCGAGCCCGAAAAGCGCUACACGAUGACCGUCGACUCGGACAGCACGAACGCGAUCCGCCCCUUCGUGUGCUGCGCCGUGCUCCGGGGCGUGAGCUUCGAGGACCCGCGCGUCUACAAGUCGUUCAUCGACCUGCAGGACAAGCUCCACCAGAACAUCUGCCGCCGGCGGACGAUCGUCGCCAUCGGCACGCACGACCUGGCGACGCUGACGCCCGAGUUCACCUACGCGGCCCGCGCGCCGGAGACCAUCGACUUCGUGCCGCUGACGGAGACGGACAAGUCCUGGAAGGCGAAGGCGCUUUUGGACCACUACAAGGCCGCCGCGGAGUGCAAGCACCUCAAGCCCUACUGCGGCAUCAUCUACGACGCGCCGAACUACCCCGUCAUCCGCGACGCCGCGGGCGUCGUCCUCUCCCUGCCGCCCAUCAUCAACGGCCGCCACAGCCGCAUCCAGGCCCACACGACGGACGUGUUUAUCGAGUGCACGGCGACGGACGAGUACAAGGCGAACGUCGUCUGCAACACGAUGGUCGCCAUGUUCUCCGAGUACUGCGCCUUCAAGGUCGAGCCCGUCGACGUCGUCUAUACGUCGAACGGCGCGGUGACGCGCACGGUCGCCACGCCGGACCUCGCGCCGCGGUCGAUGACCGCGAAGCUCGACGACAUCCGCGGCGUCGUCGGGUUGACGGACGCGGAGCUCACGGCCCGGGGGGCCUGCGCGCUCGCGGAGAAGAUGCAGCUGGCGCCGGCGACCUACGACGCGGCCACGGACGAGGUCACGGUCGCCGUGCCCUGCACGCGGUCCGACAUCCUGCACGCGGUCGACGUGGCCGAGGACGUCGGCAUCGCGUACGGCUACAACAACGUGCCCGAGAAGCUCCCGAAGACGACGACGACGGGCGGGCCGACGCGCCUGAACGCGUUCAGCGACCUGCUGCGCGACGAGGUGUCGCGCGCGGGCUACGUCGAGAUCCUCACGCACGGUCUGUGCCGCUUGGACGAGCAGUUCGACAAGCUGGGCCACGGCGACCGCGCGGACGAGAAGGCGAAGGCCGUGACGCUGUCGAACCCGUCGUCCGAGGAGUUCGAGAUCGUGCGCACGUCGCUCCUCGUGGGCGCCCUCAAGACGCUCCAGCACUCGAAGAGCCACGCGGUCCGCGGCGGCCUCAAGCUCUUCGAGGUCUCGGACGUCGUCGCGCGCGACGCGGCCGCGGACGUCGGCGCGACGAACGCGCGCAAGCUCGUGGCGACGUACACGGGCGCGACGGCGGGCUUCGAGGUCAUCCACGGCCUCGCGGACCGCAUCCUCGCGUGCGCGCGCGUCCACUACGCCGUGGACCCCGUCGACGACCCGACCUACUUCCCGGGGCGCUGCGCGCACAUCGUGCUCGUCGCGAGCGACGGCGCGAAGACGCCCAUCGGCACGAUGGGCAUCGUCCACCCGGCGGUCCUCGCGAACUUCGACAUCGACUACCCGACGUCGGCCAUCGAGCUCGACGUCGAGGCCCUCGCGGGCUGCCGGGCCUGCCCGCCCUGCGGCUGCUAG